AUGACUCGAUAUAAAAAGACCCUUCCCUAUUCAUACCAUUCGAAACCUACUAAACCCAUGUCGUUCAACAUCGCAGUUGUUUACACUGAUCGAUUGCUAUUAGAGCAUAAAGAUGUCUGGGCCAAAGCUACGGAACAUAUUUUAACAGAUGAACUCUCAGCAGGGAGCCUUGAUCUGAGAAAACUAUACGUUUAUCUGAGUCAGGAUUUAAAAUUCUUUGAGUACGGGCUGAGGAUAGUAGGUAGAGCAAUCAGUCUUUGUGAUGACUACCCAGCAGCUAAUCGCUUAGCAAAGCAGGCCGGAUUUUUUGCUAAUGAUGAAAAUGAUUAUUUUGUGAACGUUAUCAAAGACUUGAAAGAGAAGUUGGUCUCAGAUUCACUCUUCACGUCUGAACGAAUCCAAGAGAUCGACGCAAUGCUUUUUCCCGAUGUUGCUGCAUAUAUUAACUUUUUGAAGUCGUUUGGAACUGAUCCUUCCAUCACUUAUCCAAAGGUAAUUACCAUGAUGUGGGUUAUGGAGCAAGUUUACCUAGACUGGGCCACUAGAGGAGUGAAAAAUUUCCAACCAGAUAAUCUUCAUUGGUGGUACAAAGGCUGGAUAGAUCUCCACUACGGUGAUGAUUUCAGCUCUUGGACUCAAUUCCUUAAAGAUGAAGUUGAUAAAUGUUACAUAAAGGCUUUCAAAGAGAACGACGCCAAAACCAUCGAAGAUAUCAAGUCAACAUUUCUAAAAACAGCGGAUUUCGAAGGAAAGUUCUUUGAUGAAACUUAUCAUUAUGUAUAG
This is a messenger RNA of Komagataella phaffii GS115, 783 nucleotides long. RefSeq names its product Protein required for respiratory growth and stability of the mitochondrial genome. Bases 1 to 783 code for a protein of 260 amino acids. The transcript has a single exon. Gene Ontology annotation, cellular component: cytosol. The record is from RefSeq and is a predicted model, not a curated record. Lineage: Eukaryota; Fungi; Ascomycota; Pichiomycetes; Pichiales; Pichiaceae.